This is a messenger RNA of Alternaria infectoria, 1692 nucleotides long. RefSeq lists its product as uncharacterized. The transcript has a single exon. The coding region runs from base 1 to 1692 and encodes 563 amino acids. The record is from RefSeq and is a predicted model, not a curated record. Gene Ontology annotation, molecular function: RNA uridylyltransferase activity. Lineage: Eukaryota; Fungi; Ascomycota; Dothideomycetes; Pleosporales; Pleosporaceae. Gene Ontology annotation, biological process: RNA 3'-end processing.
AUGAAUCAACCACGAGAGAACUCCAUGGCCCAAGUCAAACACUUGGACGCAAUUGCAGCAGCCGAGAUUCCGAAGGUGGAGAUGUCCAGAUCCGAGUCGGAGGCCAAAGAAGACUUCCGAAAGCACCUGGAAACCAUCAUGCAAGAAGCUUUUGCCAGCGGCUACUCUGGUGAUAUCUCGACUAUCUCCUUGGUAGGCUUUGGCAGCUUAGCUUCCGGCUUUGGUAUGCCCGGCUCAGACAUGGAUCUGGCAGUAGUGCCAACAUGGAAAGAUCCAGCGAGGGCUAGUGAUAUUGCCAUUGAUCGUGGCAUCCCGCGUUUGCUGGAACGGGCAGUUCUCGACGCCAAGCUGGGUGGCCGUCUACUCACAAGGACAAGAGUACCAAUUCUGAAGAUAUGCCAGACGCCAACCGAGACCUUGUAUAAUGCUCUCGCCGAGGAACGCCAGAAGUGGGAAGAGCUUCCGGAAGAGGAGAAGUACCCUUCAGACAAGCCACAAGAGGCUACCCCACCGCCAAAGCCGCUGGUAGAUGUUGAUGGAGCAAAAGCUUCCGAGCUUACUGCGCAGUCAGACAGCCCUAACUUUGGUGACGACUUCCCUACACUAGGUGCUGCGGCAACUACCAAGAAACGGCAAAAAGCUCCUGCAAAAGUUGAGACCGCCCAGGAAACCCCCAUUACGUCGGCCACCAAGUCAGAAGACAGUGUCAGCAACGGAACCGAUGAAAAAGCUAAGAAAGAUCAGCAUCACCGCCCUGAGAAACAGUGGAUGCGAGAGAAGGUAGUCGGUCCCCUCGACUUUCCAAAGACGGGCUGCGGUAUUCAGUGUGACAUCAACUUCGAAAACCCACUCGGUAUCCAUAACACUCAUAUGCUUCGAUGCUACUCCCUAACUGACCCUCGUGUACGGCCAAUGGUUCUCUUCGUUAAGUCAUGGGCCAAGCGACGAAAAGUCAACAGCGCAUACUCUGGCACUCUCUCUUCAUACGGAUGGGUACUUAUGGUACUGCAUUAUCUGGUCAAUGUCGCCCAACCACCGGUGUGUCCAAAUCUCCAACUCGCCGUCCCGCUCCCGAGCGACACAGUAGCUCUAGAGCAGUUCUUCAAGAACACGACUAUAGCAGGUUAUCAGGUCCGCUUUUGGCGCAACGAGCUGGAGAUCAUCCAGGCCGCGCAAGCCGGUCGCCUUUCACAGAACACACAGUCUGUCGGUGAAUUGCUACGCGGAUUCUUCCAGUACUACGCUUCUCUAUCCGGGUACGGCUAUGGACCCAAGCCCCCGCAAUUCUACUGGACCAACGAAGUCCUGUCCCUUCGGACGCCUGGCGGAAUCUUGUCGAAGCAAAGCAAGGGCUGGGUGAGCGCGACAACCAAAAUCACGGCGGAAAAAAAGGUCACGAAUCGGUAUCUGUUCGCAAUUGAAGAUCCGUUCGAGACCGAUCACAAUGUCGCAAGGACCGUCACUCACCGUGGUAUCGUUGCUAUCAGAGACGAGUUCAGGAGGGCAUGGAGGAUACUAAAGGCCAUUGGCCAAGGCACAGAGCCCGAAGGUGGAAUAUUUGACGAAGUUGUAGAGCAGCCGCCCGCCCAGUCUGAGCCAAAACCUGGAGAUGCUCCAAAAGGCACCAUGGAAAGUCUUGGCGUUGGUCAAGAAUCGAAGACUGAACAAGGCAGCCAAGCGAUUGCAGUGUAA